AUGUGUGUUUACAGAGGUACUAGUAGUACGUUCCGGGAGCGGAGGCACGGCUACAUAGGACCCACUUGGCUUCGGGAAGUGAUUUUCGCGGGUCCCGGUGGGGAGGCGGUGGGGGCUUCUGGGCUGAUUGACGAGAAUAUCUUAUCAACGCCCGACAAAACAACCAAAUACGAGCCCGAACUACCUAUCCUGGGAACCGAUAGAGCUGCUCGCUGGUCACCAGGAGAAGAGGAGGAGCAGAUCGUCAACACCAUCAACUUUUUAAUCCCCCCUAGCAAGAGCACCAUGCCGUCCAUGCGCCGCAUCAAGGUCUUCGGCCUCGUCGUCCUGGCCUUUGUGGUCACAAUCCUAUUCUUCACUAAAGGAGCGCGGGACGGGGGUGAUAUGGGGAAUAUGGGGGACUUUUACCAGAAGACGAAGAUUGCAAUGGAGAGGGCGCCGAUUGGAGGUGGGUCGACGAUGGCCGGGGCCGUCAGUAAAGAGGACGGGGAGGUUGCGAGGGCCAUGAGUGAGAGGCUGAAGGAGGCCGCGCAGGUGGCUAAGGACAACGCGAAUGCCAAAUCCCCGAAGCCGGAUGCGCCGAGCAAGAUUGUCGGCGUGGGCAGCGCAGCAGACGGCGCGGGGAAGGGCGUCGCGGGCAGGAAGAAGUAUGCUGUAGGAGGCGAGGAGGCGCAGGAGCCUAUCCAGGAGGAGAAGCCGACCCAGCAAGAGCAGGAGGUGCAGGCGGAGCUGAACAGUAUCUUGAGGAAGUCGCCGAUAAUCAUCUUUUCGAAAUCAUUCUGUCCGCACUCGAAACGCGCCAAAACUAUCCUCCUGGAGAAGUACCUCAUCGAACCCCAGCCCUACGUGGUAGAGCUCAAUCAGCACGACCUCGGCCCGCAGCUCCAAGCCAAGCUCGCGGAGCUUACAGGCAGGAAGACGGUACCGAAUGUGUUGAUCAACGGGGUAUCGAUUGGAGGCGGAGACGAGGUUGCGGAGUUGGACUCGGGUGGGACCUUAAUUGACAGGGUGAGGGACCUUGGGGGGAAGAGGAUGGCGGAGGUGAAGAUCAGGCCGAUUGGGGACAGUAAGGAGGACGAGAAGCAGGUGGAAAAGACGGAGGAGAAGGUGAAUGGGCAUGGCUUGAGAAGAUGA
This is a messenger RNA of Drepanopeziza brunnea f. sp. 'multigermtubi' MB_m1, 1134 nucleotides long. NCBI's taxonomy places the organism in Eukaryota, Fungi, Ascomycota, Leotiomycetes, Helotiales, Drepanopezizaceae. The record is from RefSeq and is a predicted model, not a curated record.